ACAACAAAAAAACCCAAACUUUUAUACAUGUCACAAAUUCGGACCUAAUUUUAUACAGUCUAUGAUUCGGGCCCAUCGCAGCUGACCAAUCAGAUGCGUUUAUGCAGCUAGGCCCCGCCUCCUUAAGAACCCCACUCGCUGUUCUCCUUCAGACGCUGCGUGACGUCAUGAUUGCGGAAGUUCCCCGGCAGGAUUAUUCCAACGUGAAUUUGCUGUAAGAUAAAUUUCUCUGAGAAGUUAAGUGAGUUAUUUGAUUUGAUAACAGCGCGUCAGCGAUGGCAGCUCUUAAAUACUCCGGGAUGGACGACACAGACAGUGAAGACGAGCUCCCUCCCGGCUGGGAGGAGAGAUCCACUACAGACGGAUGGGUUUAUUAUGCGAAUCACGAGGAAAUGAAGACUCAAUGGGAGCAUCCCAAAACUGGGAAGAAGAAGCGCUGUGCUGGAGCUUUGCUGUAUGGAUGGGAGCAGGAGACCGAUGAUAAAGGCCAGAUCCUCUAUGUCGAUCACAUCAACAAGCGCAGCACGUUCUUCGACCCUCGGCAGGCCUUCACUGUAGAGGACCUGCAGGUGAAGCCCAAACGCUACGACGGGAACAGCACGGCUCUGGAGGUCCUGCACGCUCGAGAUCUGUCUGACAGAGUGGUGCUGGUCACCGGAGCCAACUCCGGCAUCGGUUUUGAGACUGCCCGAUCUUUCGCUCUUCAUGGUGCUCAUGUGAUCUUAGCGUGCCGAAACCAAAGUCGUGCCAGUAAAGCAGCGAGUCUGAUCAUGGAAGAAUGGCGCAAAGCCCGUGUCGAAGCCAUGCCGCUGGAUUUGGCUUCCUUGAGGAGUGUCCGAGAGUUUGCGGAGAUCUUCAAAGCCAGGAAACUGCCGUUGCACAUCCUGGUGUGUAACGCAGCGGUUUGCACACAGCCCUGGAAUUUAACGGAGGACGGGCUGGAAACCACCUUUCAGAUCUGUCAUCUUGGCCAUUUCUACUUGGUUCAGCUCCUGCAGGACGUCCUGCGCCACUCCGCUCCGGCUCGGGUGGUGGUGGUCUCCUCAGAGUCUCACAGGUUCACAGAUCUGGUGGGCUCGUGUGGGAAGGUGGAGCUGAGUCUGCUUUCCCCUCCGCAGAAGGAGUACUGGUCAAUGCUGGCCUACAACCGUGCCAAACUCUGCAACAUCCUCUUCUCCAACGAGCUGCACCGCCGCAUGUCACCUCACGGCGUCACCUGUAACGCACUGCAUCCUGGGAACAUGAUGUACACCUCCAUCCACCGCAGCUGGUGGCUCAUGACCCUCCUCUUCACCUUCGCUCGGCCCUUCACCAAGUCUAUGUAGCUGUGGGCUGCCGGGAGGUCAGUGCUUUCUCAAGGUGAAGGCACACGAGGGGUCAUUUCCAGCAAGAGUUCGGGCCCCUCCGUCUCCUGGGGUUUGAGCAGAUGCACCCCCUGCCCCCCUCGGUCAGAUGGCACGGGCCCGCCGUGAUUCAGGGCCGGGUCGUGCCAAACACCGGCGCGCGUCUGAGCAGUCGUGCCAGGAAGGAUGCCAACAUCUCCAGAGGGAGAGAGUGAAAUCAUCAAAGCUGAAUGUACACACAUAUAAAAGCCACUUUCAUUUGUUUACACCUUUUAUUUUCUAGAGGCUUUGGAUGGCAAAUAUAUAUUUCAUUGGCACAGGGUUUCUUUCUGAUCUAAAAAUGCCUUUUUAUUUGGAGUGCAAUACAGUAUGUCCUUUUUUUAAACUCCAUUUUUAUGAAUUGUUUAGAUCAUGGGUGUUAUUUAUAUUUUAAUAUGUUUGAUAAUUGCAUUAAGACGCUCAAAUAAGAAUACAUGCAUGAACUGAGUGCCUGCUUUGAACAGUAGGGGGCAUGAUGGGUUAACCGAAGCCCCGUCAACACACAACACUGGCCUGAAAUAAAAGAAAUAUGAACCAGAAAGUAGCUCAAAUCUGUUUCAGAUAUUCCUAAUUAUUUAGUGUUUUUUUUUUUUUUUUUAAGUAAGAUAUUCUAACAGUUAAUAGAUAAAAUAAUUAAUUAAACUUUUUAAAAGUAACCUUUUCUUGUAAUAAAUGGCUGCACCAGUGUUACUCUGCAUCACUGCCAAACCAACUGCUUAUAUGAUUGAAAUAUGAAUUGAUUUUAUACUUUUUUAUUGUUUCGUUUAUAUCAUUUAUCCUUUGCCCUUAUUUGGUGUUAUUUAUUUGCUUUGGUGCACAAUUUUAAUUAGAUGUUUAUGUUUAUAUGAUUCAUUCCAUUAUAUGUUUUUAUUUAUUUUAGUUAGCACAGAAUAUAUACAGCCCUUUUCCGGGAAACCUGUUUGAAAACAGUUAUUUUAGUGAGUCCAGUUAGUCAUACUUCUGACACAUUUCAGCCUUGAAUGAAUGAUCUGGUCUGUGUUUACACUCACUGGAUGCAUAUUAGAUGAAGUGUGUGCCGAUACAGUAAUGCCAGUGCAUCUGUCCUGAUAAUGGCAGCCAAUAGUCAUAAUAGUGUGUGCAGAAAUGGACACAUUAUUGCCCAUAGAUCAGCGAUGACGGGAAAUCUAUUUGUCUUCCCUGUCUUUUCAGCUUGUCUGUCUGUUUUCACUACUGCAUCCUCCUUAUUCUCUGUUAAGGAUAGUGACUACAACUAGUUCCAUAAAAAAAUACAAAAAAAGUCAAACAUUUCGACCGAUAGCAAGUGAAUGGAAGUGCUUAAUCCUUAGAUAAUGUUAAUAGUCAAUACUUUAAAGUUUUUCAAAUUUGGUUUCUGUGUGUGUUUUUCUAAAUGUAUGUAUGUAUUCAUUUAUUUAUUAUUACUUGUGACGUCAACCUAUAUUCUUUGUUAUUCUAGUUUAGUGCAGCUAUCAGGCAGGUUUUGCUAAUAAAGUUUAUAGUACGGUGCUAAGUGUCAAUAUCCUCUGCACCCGUGGUCCAUGGUGGUGGUAAUUAAAAUGCUACAGAGGGAGCGGAGCACGCAUGAAAAUUUGAUGGCAAAUUGAUUUCAAGUUCAUCUUGAAAUUUGUCCUCAGCUGGAACCGAUACUAAAGACAGCUUUUUGUCAGCUGAGACAGGUACUGAUGACUGAAUGAUAGAAACGUAAGAACUGGCGGUGGAUAGAAUAUCCACAUUUGAUUGUAUUGCGUUUAACUUUAUUUUGGUUUCAUGUUAAAGAGGUCGUUUGUCUGUAAGGGAGAGUAAGUGAUGGAGGAACACGAGAGGGAAGUAUCACAAACCGUAAGGCCACAUCCCACAGCUUGGAUAUUUUUGCUUGAGAAAGUGUUAAUUUAACUCUGAAGAAAUUUGCAUGCUAGGUUGUGUGCUUUGUAUGAUGAUCAGUUACACAAAGUGUGUGUGCUUCUUUGUGUGUCUGUGAUGUUCGGUCAGUUGCGUAUGGUCUCAUUUUCCCCAGACGUCUCUUUUAAUGUCUUUGUUUUCUUUUUACUUUCACAGAUAAUCCUACUUUAGUAGCACACCGCUGUGUGCAGUAUGGCAGCUAAGCAGAAACCGUAAUCCUCUACUCAGGUAUUGAUAGUUUAGAUUGACUCCUGCUGGCUUUCAUAAAGACUGAUGAGACCUUUUACUGCCAAAAGAGCAGGAAAUUACCAGGAAAAAGACAGAUGAUGAUGUAAUGGAUAUUGGAGGACGUGAAAAUGAAAGAGGGAUAAACAAACAAAACAAAAGCAAAAAGAACAAACGAAUUAAACUCGACAAAAAAGACAAAACAAAGAAACCAA
Messenger RNA from Carassius auratus (goldfish), 3700 nucleotides. RefSeq names its product WW domain-containing oxidoreductase-like. The transcript has 9 exons. Bases 276 to 1325 code for a protein of 349 amino acids. NCBI's taxonomy places the organism in Eukaryota, Metazoa, Chordata, Actinopteri, Cypriniformes, Cyprinidae. Gene Ontology annotation, molecular function: protein binding. The record is from RefSeq and is a predicted model, not a curated record.